Messenger RNA from Periconia digitata, 471 nucleotides. The record is from the annotation of a GenBank genome assembly. NCBI's taxonomy places the organism in Eukaryota, Fungi, Ascomycota, Dothideomycetes, Pleosporales, Periconiaceae.
UAAAGAAAACUGAGUGGAGUUCCAAAAUUCGUGAAACGACUACAUCAAUUUCCCCGCCAUUUUGCGUCCAGCUGAACAAGACCGAGAUCGGGUGCGUCCGUUAUUUCGGUAUCUAUCUCCGGUAUACGUUCUACGCCGCGAUGAACGAUGCUAUCCAGCUUCGACUAUCACCGCACUGACCAGAAGAUGCAGCUAAGAACAACAAUCUGCUGUUCUUCAGAUGGAGGAAUUCGGAGUCCUUGUCGUGUCGCCUGGGCGUUCCUGAUUAUGGGGAUAUUCCAAUUUUCGAUUUUUCAACCCAGCGAACUUGUGGGCACUAUACUCAUCAUGACACUCUCCUCAGUGACCCCGAAGACGAAGAAGAGUCUAAUGACGAGCAAAAUUCUGAGGAGGAAUGGUAAGGCCACGAUUGACGCGGAGAGCUUCUCGGACUUGACUGCUUACCGGGCACAUCACAAGAAUAGCAUGUGA